Messenger RNA from Carassius gibelio (silver crucian carp), 4044 nucleotides. RefSeq names its product actin-binding LIM protein 1. Gene Ontology annotation, molecular function: actin filament binding. The transcript has 26 exons. The record is from RefSeq and is a predicted model, not a curated record. Gene Ontology annotation, biological process: cytoskeleton organization; cilium assembly; lamellipodium assembly. Gene Ontology annotation, cellular component: stress fiber; actin cytoskeleton. Bases 42 to 2612 code for a protein of 856 amino acids. Lineage: Eukaryota; Metazoa; Chordata; Actinopteri; Cypriniformes; Cyprinidae.
CUUACUAUUGUGUUACCGGCCGAGUUUUCUGUUUAUCUUGUAUGGUAUCUCCUCUAGUUUCAUUCUGUAGACUGCUGUAUUGGAUAGAGGGUCUUGCCAUGCCCAGCUUACCCAAUCUUAACAGCUUUGGCAAACUGUGCGGCUCCGGCCGCAGCGACGACUCUGUGGUGCUGGACCGGGUGAAGCGCAAAAACUCAGUUCGGAGAAUGUCCAUUAUUGAAGAUGGGAACGUGGCUGAGGUCCUCUACCUCAUUCCGAAACAGUCCAUGAUGGAGCAGCUGCCCUUCCUUAACCCCACUGAGUAUAUUAUCCUGGAGAAAAUGGCACCUCCAGACAUGGGACCCGUGGCCCAUCCUCAGGAACCGCACCAUCCUCCAGGAAAACUGGUCAUCCAGUGCUAUAAGUGUGGGGAGCCAUGCAAGGGAGAGGUUCUCCGGGUGCAAUCCAAGCACUUCCAUAUAAAAUGUUUCACAUGCAAAGUGUGCGGUUGUGACCUGGCCCAAGGUGGUUUCUUCAUGAAGAACGGGGAGUACCUGUGCACGCUGGACUACCAGAGGCUACAUGGCACUCGCUGUAAUGGCUGUGGAGAUUUUGUUGAAGGAGAGGUGGUCACUGCUCUUGGGAAGACCUACCAUCCGACAUGUUUCGUCUGCACCGUUUGCAAACGGCCAUUUCCCGCUGGUGAUCGAGUCACGUUUAAUGGAAAAGACUGUCUCUGCCAGCGUUGCAUCCGGCCAACUUCCCCAACUCCCAAAGACAUCAGCGCCUCUAGUAACUGUGCAGGAUGUGGCAGGGAUAUAAAGAACGGUCAGGCUCUUCUGGCCUUGGACGGCCAGUGGCAUCUCGGCUGUUUCAAGUGCAAGGCCUGUGGGAAAGUGCUGAGCGGGGAGUACAUCAGCAAGGAUGGUUCUCCAUACUGUGAAAAAGACUACCAGAUUCAUUUUGGCGUGCAGUGUGAGGCCUGUCAUCGGUUUAUCACAGGGAAAGUUCUGGAGGCAGGAGAUAAGCACUACCAUCCAAGCUGUGCACGAUGCAGCAGAUGCAAUCAAAUGUUCACGGAGGGAGAGGAGAUGUACUUACAGGGUUCUACAGUAUGGCAUCCAGACUGUAAGAACAACAGUGGACUGGAAGAGAAGUACAGACCCACGAGGUCAUCGUCUGAGAGUAUCUGUUCGAGACCUGGCUCGAGCAUCCCUGGAUCUCCAGGUCAUACCAUCUAUGCAAAAGUAGACAAUGAGAUUAUUGAUUACAAGGACCUAGCAGCCAUCCCCAGAGUCAAGGCCAUUUAUGACAUAGAGCGUCCAGACAUGAUAUCCUAUGAGUCUCUCCAUUCCACCUCCUCCACCCUGGAAAGACAAGGAAGGCACAGCCCCGGAGAGCCUGUCAAAGCCUCAAGUGGCAGCCCACCCAGAGGCGGAGCCACAACCCUGCCACAAGACCCCUCCUCAUUGUCCGCAGAAACAUCUCCAAGGACACUGUCUCCCACCCCGUCCGCUGAGGGUUGUUAUGACAUAAGGGAGCGCAUCAUGCAAAGAUCCACCAGUCAGGGCUCCAUCGGCUCUCCGGUUUACCACCGCCAUAGCUAUAUACCCCCUCUGUCCAAGUCUCCCCAGCACUUCCACAGACCAGGAAUGCUGAAGCUCUGCUCCUCUUUGCGCUCCAGCGACACGCGCCCUACCUCCCCUUUCCGACAUCACUUCCUCCCCCAUAACAAAGGCACUGAGCCAUCCAGCGGCCGGAGUUCUCCUCUUUCCUCUCGGCCAGCCACCCCGACCCUCUCUCUGACCCCUAAACACUUCCACAUCCCAGACCAAGGCAUUAACAUGUAUAGAAAACCACCAAUCUACAAACAGCAUGAUUCAGCUGCCCUGGCAGCCCAAAGCAAGUCUGCUGAUGACAUCAUCAAAUCAUCCAAGUUCCCCGCUGCCCACGCCCCUCAGCCGGACGAAACACCAAAGAUCGAGACCGACUACUGGCCGUGUCCUCCGUCCCUUGCUGCUUUAGGCUCAGACGGGAGGAGUCGGUCACGGGAUGAAGAAGAAGAAGAGCAACUGAAACGCAGACAACUUCAGGAAGAACAUCUCAGCAAGAUCCAGUCUGGACUCGGGAAGCUCAUUCUGAAGGAGGAGAUGGAAAAGGAGAUGAACCGAGAGAGAUACAUACGAAGUGUGGCCGCCCAGCGCUUUGACUCCCAAUAUGCUAACUGCACCACAGACUCCCAAACGGUUAAAACUUCAUCUCUGCCUGGAUAUGGACGGAAUGGACUCAAUCGGCCCCAGUCUACAGAACUAUCUCAGUAUAACAGUUAUGGGGAUGUGUGUGGAGGACAAAGAGAUUUCAAGCCCACCCAAGAUGCCCAAGAUUCCAUUACAAGAAUGGACAGGGGAAUGUCUAUGCCUAAUAUGUUGGAAUAUAAAGUGUACCCAUAUGAAAUGCUCACUGUCACCAACAGAGGGCGUGCUAAGCUCCCGAAGGAUGUGGACAGGACGAGACUGGAGCGCCACUUGGCUCCCGUGACAUUCUUUGAUAUUUUUGGGAUGAAGAUCCAUGAGUUUGACAGACUUCCUCUUUGGAAGCGCAACGACAUGAAGAAGAAAGCCAAGCUCUUCUAAACUAGCUGAUUGUGCAUGUUUUAAUUUAUCAGUCACUCAGAUGUAUUAGAGCGAUAGUCCUAACUUUUUUCAUCUUCUUUUGUUUUGUUUUUUUUGUUUUUUGCAUCCAAUUACAUGCACAAAAAAAGUUUUAUUUUGCUUCAGAAAGACCACUUUUUAUUUUCCUAAAUCUAUAUAUCUUUAUCUUUAAAUGAGUGAGUGUUUGAAUAGGAAUCAAAUGAGGUGCACGUGACCCCUAGAUGCGAACACCCGAGCAAGAGGAGCUGAUGGUGUUCCUGCUCUCAAUAAACCUGCCUCUAGGACCAGAGGGUUUUAUCCUCCUCCCUCCUGGCCCACUUGUAAAACAGGACUGUAAUUUUUUUAGAUGGGGAACCGGGGGCUGUCAGCAGGGUUCUCCCUCUAAACAGGCCGUUAAGGUGGUGGAGUUGUAGGGAUCCCUGGAGCCCCCUGCUGCUGCGGACCUAACGAGGCCUUUGAAGUACGUUAAAAGCGGGAAGUGAGAGCUACUGAAGAUCCUUUACCUGCAGAGCCGAGCUUCUGGAAUACAUUAGAAAACUGAAAUCGGCGUCCUGUCCCACCAGCACUCUGCCGCCUCGUCACAAUCUACAAUCCUAAAAAAAAUAUAUAUAUCCUACAUGUAAUGUAGCAAGCAUGUUCACCAAAACCAAAGCCCAAAACAGCACCUGAGAUAUGGAUGAUUCUUUAUCCACAACCCACUAGUCUGAUAAUCAGAAGAGGCGGUGGUGAUUAUUAUUAAUAUUAAUAUUAAUAUUUCUAAAAUUAAGCUUAAAUUACUUUAAAAUAUAUAUUAUUAGAUUUCGCUACUAGAGGUCAGCCGUGGGACAAUAUCAGACGUCGGCCCGCUCUAAAACAGCUUCCUCUGAAUCAGACAAUCCGUGUAUUGCGACUUCCGGUUUUAUUUAGCGUUUUAUUUAGAAUAAAGCACGCAAAGCCUUUGAAAUGACUGCCUCAGAGGUGUUUCAAAACUGCCACUGUGUUGACGUGGGAUCGUCGGAGCUGUAGCCAUAGCAUUUGUGCCAGGUGUAGACUCGAUAUCAGGGCCGUAUCUCUGUCGUACAUUUAUAUUGCUGCUGAAUAAUGCAGUUCCCAUAGACACCGUCUCAUCUUGCAGAUGUACAGUAUCAUGGGCUGAUGUUGGCUAUUAUUCUCAGCGGUUCUCUGUGUUACUAGCAGGGUUAAUGACGGAGGACUAGGACAUAUUACAGUAUUGUGCUUUUAUAGGAUCACAAAACAUACGACUAUAACAAGCGUGAUUACUAGAAACAGACGUGUAUGUGACUUUAAAAAAGAAUGAAGAGUUGGUUUUGAUACCCCUACUGUGUACCUCACCUUUUUCUGUCUUUUAUGAGGGAAAGAUUUGAUGAAUAUGGCAUAUAAGCUCUGCCGAGGAAUAAAACUCUGCUUCAGAUCA